This is a messenger RNA of Ustilago hordei, 1362 nucleotides long. RefSeq lists its product as uncharacterized. Gene Ontology annotation, cellular component: nucleoplasm. The record is from RefSeq and is a predicted model, not a curated record. Gene Ontology annotation, molecular function: histone binding. NCBI's taxonomy places the organism in Eukaryota, Fungi, Basidiomycota, Ustilaginomycetes, Ustilaginales, Ustilaginaceae. Gene Ontology annotation, biological process: CENP-A containing chromatin assembly; DNA replication-dependent chromatin assembly. Bases 1 to 1362 code for a protein of 453 amino acids. The transcript has a single exon.
AUGGCACUCAACGAACAGCCCUCAAAUCCGAAAGCUGAUGCUCCUGCUGAGGAUGGUGCCGCCAACGGUACUGCCUCAGCAAGACAGCUGAUUGACGAAUCCAAGCGACACUUUGCACUCAAAGAGUAUGCCGCAUCCAUCGACAAAGUCGCCCAUGCUCUCGAGCAGCUUAGUUCCGAAUACGCCGAAGACGCCAACGAGCUUGCACCUGUUCUUCAUCAUUACGGUCGCAGCUUGCUUGAGAACUUCAUUAUCAACUCGGCUGCUCUUGGUGGUGGCAGUGGAUCGGCUCCUCUUCCUGCUCCAUUAGCUCCCUCUGCACCUGCCGCGUCUGGGUCCUCUUCCAAACCAUCUGGCUCGGGCUCUUCCUCAUCCGCAGCCGCAGCAGUCAAGAGCGACCCUCGAUUCAGCUUCAGUGGCGACGCAGAAGACGAUGAUGAUGACGAGCAAGAGGAGGGCGCUCCCGGCGCUGCCGGUGGAGAAGAUGACGAAGACGAUCUCCAAGUCGCAUUCUCUGUUCUUGACCUUGCACGUGUCAUCUACCAGCGAAUUCUCGACUCUGAUUCUCCCAAACUCACAACACUUCACGGCCAAGAAUGGGACAAGACUCGCAUUCAAGCCGAACUAGCAGAAGUCAUGAACGAUCUAGGCGACGUAGGUCUAGAAGCCGAGAACUUCUCCCAAGCUUCUGCUGACUACCGCUCCAGUCUCGAGAUCUUGACUCCUCUUCUGCUGCCGCAUUCUCGUCGCCUUGCCGAUGCGCAUUUGCGUUUGGGUCUUGCACUCGAAUUCCACCCUGAGAUCGAGCAGCGUAAGGGAGCUAAAUCGCACGUUCAGUCGGCGUCUGAUGUUCUCGGCAAGCGUAUCACUGCUAUUCAGUCACGUAUCGACAAGUCUGCUCCCGAAUCCUCAACGGAUGGUAAGGAGAAAGACGAUCUCGCCGAUCUGUCCGAGCCAGCACUGCAGAAAGAGCUUGAAGAAAUGCAAGGAAUGAAGAAAGAGAUCGACACGAAGCUGGAAGAGUACGACACCGAAGACGGGCAAGCCCAGUUGAACGGAGAGCCAGACCUGACAGGCGUGCUCGGCUUACCAGCUGAUGCAGCAGCAAAGGCAAAAGGCGGGAUGACAACAAAAGAUGCUCUACAGCAGGCGAUCAAGGAUGCUUUCCUCGGUGCUCAGGCGGAAGGAAGCGAGGAGGGUGUCAACCCAUUUACAGGUGCAGCAGCGGCAAAAAGCAGCGAUGCGCCAGUCAACAACCUCAGUUCGAUGGUCAAGAGGAAGAAGAAGGCCGAGCAUGAAGCUGAGGCUGGAGCGGAAGCAAAUGGGGAAGCUGAUGCGAAGAAGGCUCGUACCGAAGCCUGA